This is a messenger RNA of Theobroma cacao (cacao), 1190 nucleotides long. Its product is annotated as FCS-Like Zinc finger 1. The record is from RefSeq and is a predicted model, not a curated record. NCBI's taxonomy places the organism in Eukaryota, Viridiplantae, Streptophyta, Magnoliopsida, Malvales, Malvaceae.
CGAAACCUGCCGUUGUUUAUAGUCUUUUCCUCAACAAAUAACAAAGCUUUGCCCUAUAAAAUCUACCCCAUCAUUUCUUCACCCGCUCAUCUUCCAGUCUCUCAACCAUUUUCCUCUUUCCUCUUCUUCUCUUUACUCUUCUCCCUCUCUUCUCUCUUCUUCUUCUUCUUAUCAGAGACUCUUAAAGACCAGACCUUUUCUGAAUAGACCAAAUGGACUCUUCUGGACCUUCAAGGAGGCCUUGUUUCAUUGAAGAAGAUGAUGGAUUGGCUUCUCUCGCGGAUAUGGAAGCUGGGUAUUCGGGAAGCCAUUACCAUAGUCCUAAACAAAAUGGGUUUUUUUCAAGGCCUCUUUGUUACUCAAGGAGGAGUAGUUUGAGGAAUCUGUCUUCUUCUGUUUCUUCUCCAAGGUCUGCCAGGUUUUAUGAUGCCAGAUUUGAAGACCAUCAACCCCAUUUCUUGGAUGCUUGUUUCCUUUGCAAGAAGCCUCUUGGGGGUAACCGGGACAUCUUCAUGUACAGAGGGGACACACCUUUCUGUAGUGAAGACUGCAGACAAGAACAGAUAGAUGUAGAUGAAGCCAAGGAAAAGAACUGGAAUCUUUCUUCCUCAAUGAAAGCUUUGAGAAAGAAAGACCAAAGGAAAUCUACAUCUCCAACCGAAGCUCAAGACUACCCUUUCCGUGCAGGCACUGUUGCAGCUGCCUAAAAUUCCCUCACAAAGGAAAUAAAGAACAUAUCUACUAUAAUAUAAAUAGUUGAAACAUAAAAAAAAAAAGCAGACAAGAAAGAGGAAGACAUGGAGAUCCUUGAAGAAAAGGGCCAAGGAGAGAGGAGAGGAAGAAGAAGAAUCCUAUUUUGAGGGGUUUUUUGGGGGUUUUUUUUCCCUUUUUCCUUUUUUAAAAAUAUAUAUACAGUAAUAGUUUUAACUGUGAAUGUUAUGUAUAUGAGGAUGUGAGAUUGCCUGGAUCUACUCUAUGAUGUGGCUCUUUUUCGGGGUUUUUGUUUUUUUUGGUUAAUUAGAUUUGAUAUUUUUUCUUUUUCUUAAGAAAUGCUAAUGCAUCAAUGAAGAAUGAUGAGAAGGGAAAGUUUUUUGGGGCUCUUCUUGGUCUAUUUCUGUACUAAUUUCUUUUCUAUUUUCAGUAUUACUGAUGUUAAAUGAGAAUGACAUAAAUGGAACGAACUUUAAAAG